Papilio xuthus (Asian swallowtail) is the source of this 1087-nucleotide messenger RNA. RefSeq lists its product as uncharacterized. Bases 85 to 1035 code for a protein of 316 amino acids. Lineage: Eukaryota; Metazoa; Arthropoda; Insecta; Lepidoptera; Papilionidae. Gene Ontology annotation, cellular component: membrane. The transcript is spliced from 5 exons. The record is from RefSeq and is a predicted model, not a curated record.
GUAGGUGGUACGUAAUUACGUGACCUACAAAUGGAUUGGUGACGAUAAGUGACAUUGUGUUUGGUGAUAAUACAGUGUGUCAAAAUGACUGGAAUUUAUAUAAUCGCUGUUCUAUUGAUCAGUCAAGUUAACUCUGAGGUGGUCGAAUUGAGUUGCGCAGACAACGCAACAUGUUUAAAUCAUUUGGGUAGGCAAUUGUACACGAGUAUAAAACAACAUAAAACAGUAAGGUUAUUCGAUUUGAUAACUAUAGAACCGAUAAGGACGAGAGAAUCAAGGUCGUAUAAAGGGCCAUUGACAAGGUUGUUGACAAGCCAUGCUAUUAGCUUCGAUUGGAAUGACUUUACCUUCAGGUUAUCAAAUCCAGAAGACAAGGACGAUUCCAUGGAUUUAGAAGUGUUCGAGAAUAGAUCCAGUAAAGAUGAACCAGAGACCAUCCCAAAGAAGACAGCUGUUAAAGCAGAAGACGAAUUAGAAGACAAAUUACCAAAGAGUCGUAUUAAGAGAAAACGACCAAAGAAGAAGGUCCUUCAAGCAGUCAUCCCACUUCUAUUCGGCAUGAAGUCAACUGGUGCUAUCAUAUUUGCUAUGGCUCUGGUUACUGCUAUUACUAUGAAAGCGUUCUUCGCAAGUAAACUGGCUCUCCUUGUUACUAUAGGCAUGGCUAUGAAGAAAUUAUAUGAAAGUUACAGUAAUGGCAUCGGUUUGCCAAAUAAUCCAUAUCUAUACUCGCAAUAUCCGAUCGAUUUUCCGAGCGCAUCAUCUCAAGGGUACUCCGUAAACGGAGUCAACACGCAAUUUGCUUCCCCAGACAUGUACAAUCCCACAGCAGUGGGUUCCCAGUCUCAUUCGCAUGAGAUAAUACAUCAGAAUGAAGUCACUGCACAGCAGUCACAGCAAGCGCCGACCUUACUGCUAAACUCGACAAGAUCCGCUUCAGAAAGAUGGGAUGGGUACCGGGGACGUCCUAUGUUUUAUGGAACCUCGCGCGCUACUUCAGAAUCCUAUUCGGCUUACCAGAAAUCCCGCCGCUAAGCAAUUCAGCGUCGAUAUCGAUGCCAAUGUACGCAAUGCCACAAAUGUACGG